GAAUGGGUUUGACAGGCAUUCAACCAGGACACGUCGGGAUGAGAGGGAGAGGAGCAGCAGCCGUGUUGUUCGUGAUGGGCAUGGUGACAGGCGUGAUAGCCGGGAAAGGUACAGGGAUGAAAGAAGGCACAGCGGCAGUGCUGUAGAUAGAGACAGUGUUGAUCGUAGGCACAGGGAAAGGAGCAGCAGUCACAGUAGACCUGAACGAAGGGAAAGUGCACGGCACACUCGUGAAGAGAGCAGGGAGAGGGAAAGGCGGGGUGGUAGUUCAAGGCAUAGUAAGGACCAUGAGAGAAGGGAUGCUUGUAAGGACAGUUAUAAGGAAUUUGACACGGCUGGUGCUUGGCAUGAAAGGGAUAAAGGGAGAGAUGAUAGAGACAGGGGGCGGCAUAGGGAUAUGGAAAGUGAAACUCGGAGGGCUGGAGCUGGCGAACGGAAGGACAGAGUUAUUAGCAAUAGUGAUAGGCACAGGGAUUUGGCACGCUCGAGAUAUAGCACAUCUGAUGUUCAUAAAGACAGGUCGAGGUCUGGGGAUAAAGGUAGAGAUGCAGACAGUAGAAGCCAGCGAUCUAGAGAUGAACAGUCUUUGAAGGAAGAAGAUGAAGAAGACUACCAAGAGAAAAUUGAGCAACAGUUAGCAAUGCAGGAAGAAGAUGACCCUGAAAAGAUUAAGGAGGAAGCAAGGAGGAGGAAAGAAGCUAUUAUGGCAAAAUACAGGCAGCAACAAAUGCAGAAGCAGCAACUGGAAUCAUCAUUACCUAAAAGCAAUGAUGAAGAAGUAAGAGCAGUUGAUAGAAAUGAGGCUGUGGAUGAGAAGGAUGUUAAUGAUAGCAAUUCUAUGGACAAUGAGGAAGCCGAAAACAAGCUAGAUUCUUCAGACGCAUUUGCUGGUGAGGUAGACUUCACUGUGGUCAAAUCUCCUGCACAUGGUACUGUUUCUUCCGGUGCGGAAGCAUUACUUAAUGAAGGGACAACGGGUGUUUCAGGCCUCGGUGAGGGUACUCCAAAGAGUGAGAGAUCAGCAGAUAUGUUUUGCGAUGAUAUUUUUGGAGAAUCACCUGCAGGAUUUCGAAAACUGGACAAGGGAGAUGGCUUGUGCAUUGAGAAAAAUGCUCUUCAUGACAAUUGGGAUGAUCCUGAGGGUUACUAUACUCACCGGUUUGGGGAAUUGUUGGAUGGCCGUUAUGAGAUUACAGCUGCGCACGGGAAGGGGGUGUUCUCAACAGUUGUCCGUGCAAAAGAUCUUAAAGCCGGGAAAGAUGAUCCUGAAGUAGUUGCUAUUAAAAUCAUUCGCAAGAACGAGACAAUGUACAAGGCUGGUAAACAAGAGGUUUCAAUAUUGGAAAAACUGGCAAGUGCGGACCGUGAGGACAGACGACACUGCGUGCGGUUUAUUUCUAGUUUCAUGUACCGGAACCAUCUUUGCUUAGUUUUUGAAUCUUUAAAUAUGAAUCUCCGUGAGGUACUAAAGAAAUUUGGUCGUAAUAUUGGGCUUAAGCUGACUGCUGUGAGGGCAUAUUCAAAGCAGCUCUUCAUCGCCCUGAAGCACCUGAAAAACUGCAAAGUUCUGCACUGUGAUAUAAAGCCAGAUAAUAUGCUGGUGAAUGAUGCUAAGAAUGUCCUAAAGCUAUGUGAUUUUGGCAAUGCUAUGCUUGCUGGAAUGAACGAGGUCACACCUUAUCUCGUGAGCCGUUUCUAUCGGGCACCUGAGAUCAUUCUUGGGUUGCCUUAUGAUCACCCUUUGGACAUCUGGUCAGUUGGCUGCUGUCUAUAUGAACUUUCUACUGGAAAGGUCCUAUUUCCAGGUGCAACAAAUAACGACAUGCUUCGGCUUCAUAUGGAACUGAAGGGCCCCUUCCCUAAGAAGAUGCUCAAAAAGGGUGCCUUCACGAUGCAACACUUUGACCAAGAUCUUAAUUUUAAUGCUAUUGAGGAGGAUCCUGUGACCAAGAAGCCCAUGAGGAAGUUGAUUCUCAACAUUAAACCAAAGGAUUUUGGUUCUUUGGUUUCAAACUUUCCUGGAGAGGACCCAAGAAUGCUCUCCAAUUUCAAAGAUCUUCUUGAAAAAAUAUUUAUCUUAGAUCCAGAUAAGAGGAUAACCGUAUCGCAGGCACUUAGCCAUCCAUUUAUCACUGGCAAGUGAAAAUAAGAUGUUGAUUCCUCUUGACAUUGUAAACUAUAAUUUGGGUUCUUGUCUAAUGAUCGGCAUUUCUAUCU
Molecule: messenger RNA, 2217 nt
Organism: Lolium rigidum
Lineage: Eukaryota; Viridiplantae; Streptophyta; Magnoliopsida; Poales; Poaceae
Product: serine/threonine-protein kinase prpf4B-like
Biological process (GO): mRNA cis splicing, via spliceosome; peptidyl-threonine phosphorylation; peptidyl-serine phosphorylation
Molecular function (GO): ATP binding; protein serine/threonine kinase activity
Source: RefSeq, a predicted model, not a curated record